Molecule: messenger RNA, 2500 nt
Organism: Oncorhynchus kisutch (coho salmon)
Lineage: Eukaryota; Metazoa; Chordata; Actinopteri; Salmoniformes; Salmonidae
Product: complement component C1q receptor
Exons: 1
Coding region: 666-2408 (580 amino acids)
Molecular function (GO): calcium ion binding
Source: RefSeq, a predicted model, not a curated record
UAUUUUUUCAUUUUUAUUAUUGCUUUUUGGGGAAGACAUUUUUGUCUGUCCAUUUAGAAUGUAAAUGAAGGCUUUAUUCUCUCAAUUUAAACGAGAUUAGUCGUUUCACAUAACACAAUUAAUAACUAAAUCAACAACUAUAGACUAUCGAAAAUGAAAGAAAUAUAAUAUGACAAAUUAUUACAAACAAAUCGUUAUUUUCAUAUGAAUUAAUACAUCGGGAAAUCAUUAAAUGCCAUGUUUUAGCGCUUUCAUGGUUUUUGCAAGCUAUACACUAUUUGAUGCGGAUCGGUUGUUGUUGUUUUUCAGCUGGAAAAUGAUUACCUGACUUUGUAUAGGACAAACAAGCAGUCUGAUAUUACGUUUACUCAGCACGGGAGCCAUCUGGAUAACAAGUCAAAACAAUGAGGGUGCUGCUAUUGUUUUGGUUUUCCACAACGGAACUUGCUUCAGCAGGAGACAAAAACCAACUGGGGGAGAGAAAAAAAAACGUUUUAAGUGUAUAUAGAAAACAGGAUGCAGGAGCUUGAAUGUACAAUUCAAAGUCGCAACACGUUGUACUUUGGCAGGGAAUAGAGAGCCUCGUUUGUCAUCCGUUUGCCAAUAAGGCAUAAAUGUAGCAUAUAAAAUAUUUAAAUCAAUGGUUGUUGUUGGAUUAUGUGGGAAUGAUGCUUUUGCUAAUUUUACUGCAAAUCUCUGUCUGGGGAGCCACUGGAGCAGACACUGGCGGAGAAGAAACGGUGUGCACAUCCAAUGCCUGUUUCACUUUUCAUAUAGAGGGAGUCAGCUUCGAAGACGCUCGUAUGAAAUGUGUAGAUAACGGGGGUUACUUGGUAACAACUAAAGACAAAGCUGAGGAAGCAGAGCUUCAAUCAAUCCUUACACAGAUCGAUUUAAGGAAUCGCAAUUUGGACUACAAAUGUUGGAUCGGACUGCAAUUACAUAAAGGGGACUGCAUUAUAACGGGCUUGAGUCUCAGAGGUUUUAAGUGGAUAUCUGGAAGUGAAACAUCCCAAUAUUCCAACUGGGAGAAGGAACCUCGCAGCACCUGCACAGAAGAGCGUUGCGUAUUGGUAUACUAUUCUUUAUCCGGUCGCAAUGAUUUAAAAUGGACGGAUGGAUCUUGCAAAGAAAAGGCUUUUUACGCUUGCAAAUUCUACUUCAAGGGAAUGUGUAAACCUUUGUUGUUGGCAGGAGGGGAGCAAGUGAAUUACAAGCUCCCAUUCUCAGCAAAUCCAUUAAAUGAGGAUAAUAACUUGACCGCGUUUCCAUUUGGAACAUAUGCUGAAAUAAGAUGUAAUGGCAAUGACCACUUUUCUAUUUGUAAGUUAACGGAUGGUGUCUAUGGCUGGACUAUCCCCGGUCCGUUUUGCGCCACGGAUAAACAGAGUUGUGGCUAUAAAAACGGUGGAUGUGAUCAUGUGUGCUUUGAUAGUGACCCCGGUGGUAUUCGUUGUGGAUGCAAGGACGGUUAUGUGUUAGGACAGGACAGAGUAUCUUGUGACUUAAAGGAAUAUUGUCACAGUUCUCCAUGUCAAUACCAAUGCGUAACAGGACAAACGGGGUUCUCCUGCGUAUGCCCAAGCGGCUUCCAAUUGGAUAAAGACCAAUUUGGUUGUAUCGAUGUCGAUGAAUGCCAAAUGAAUGCCUGCGACGGUAAUCAUUGCGUCAAUACCCAAGGUAGUUACACUUGUAAGUGCAAUAAAGGCUACAGAAUGGUUGAGGGCAAAUGCCACGAUAUAGACGAGUGCACUGAAACUAGAUGUCCACAAAUAUGUCUUAACUCUGAAGGAUCCUUCUCCUGCCAUUGCAUCGCAGGGUUCACUGUGUCCGAGGACGGUCAUACUUGUAUAGAUAUAGACGAAUGCCUCAGUAAUCGAUGCGAGGACAAAUGCACUAAUACCAUUGGUAGUUUCAUGUGUUCCUGCCAUCAGCACUUCCGGUUACACCCUAAUGGUAUCACCUGCAUUCGAGAUGUGACUGUUGUUUCCACUGUUGAAACGUCAAAUGUUUAUAGAGACAACGACCAACACGACGAGACCAUUGACACUAUAACCAUAUCUAAGGUUGAAUUACAGAACGAGCCUCAGUUCACCGACGGACCACCUCAAGGCACUAUUACGCAGGACAUUACGCGCGAGGAGCCAUCCAGCAAAACCACUGGAACUAGUUGGUUUACGCAUAAUGGCUCUUUUUUGAGCUCGUGGCUGUUUAUUGGCAUUAUUGCUUCUCUUGUUCCACUACUUCUUCUAAUUGCAGUAACCUCUGGUAUUGUCAUGUUUCGAUGUAGUCGUUCAAAAAGAGAAGCGAGGAAGAAAAUCGCCACUGCUGACAGUUAUUGUUGGGUGGCUUCUGGUAUAGAGACUCAGUUGGAAAAAUUUGACGGGUCACUUGAAAGCACGGCGUGAAAUAGUGUCAACUCGGGAAUGUAAAAACAAUAUAAUUCUGACAUUGCAUUAUUUACGAAUAUAUAAAUAAAACGUGUUCAUAAAAUUGUUUU